Messenger RNA from Dreissena polymorpha, 2364 nucleotides. RefSeq lists its product as uncharacterized. The transcript is spliced from 2 exons. The record is from RefSeq and is a predicted model, not a curated record. The coding region runs from base 397 to 816 and encodes 139 amino acids. Lineage: Eukaryota; Metazoa; Mollusca; Bivalvia; Myida; Dreissenidae.
GUGUAGUGUGCGUUAUUGAACUGUACGACACAAGACAUGUGGAUGAUUUAACAGAACUGCUUACCGAGGAGCAGGCUGGAUUGACAGCUAGGCUGAGCAAAGAGGAGCAAAUGUUCAAGUGCAGAAUCAUCACCUGUAACACCAACGUGGCCUCUUCCACAGCUUCAUUGACUUUAAGAAUGCUUGCGACCGCGUGUGGCUUGAUGACCUAGGACAUAUUAUGAGAGGAUUUAACAUUGACGAAGGGCUGGUGCAAGUCAUAUAAGAACUCUACGGAAACGCCACUAGUGUAGUACUUCUCAACGGACAACAAGGGGAGUCAUCAGGACAUCAGUGGACGUCCGUCAGAGACGUCUGCUCUCUCCCGUCCUGUUCAACAUUUUCAUUCAGAAGAUAAUGCAGGAGACUCUCCAUGGUCACCUCACCUCUAUCUCCAUCACUGAUGGCAUUGUCCUCAUGGAUGGCACCAGCAGUGAACUUCAAGAUCUCACCAACAUCCUCUAUGAAAACGCACGAGAAAACGGGAUUGAGGUAAGCACGGAGAAGUCGAAGAUACUGGCGAACAGCACGACAAACACCAGUGCAGACAUCACCAUGAACGGCAAGAAGCUAGAAGAAGUGACCAGUUUUAAGUACAUGGGCGCAACCAUUUCCAAGGAUGGCACCAGUACCGCUGAGGUCCGAAUACGAAUUGCAAUGGCGACCGAAGCGAUUGCCAGACUGAGCAGGUUAUGGACAUGCAGUUAUAUCAGCUUCCCCACCAAGUACAGGCUUUACAAGUACCUCGUAGUCUCCAUACUACUUUACGGCUGCUAGACCUGGACGCUUCACGCGGACACAGAACGCAUGAUACAGGCAUUUGAACAUAAAAGUCUCCGAAGUCUGCUCCGCAUACAGAGCUGAAGACCAACGAGUACUUCCGGAACAUGAUGCAACACUUGUUGGUCCACAAGAGCCUAUACUGGCGACCGUCAAACGACGAAUGUUGGAUUGGUUUGGAUACGUUACCAAGCACGACUCUGUACACGAAUUUUCUCCAGGGCACGAUAAAAGGAUGUCGACGUCGAAGCCGUCAGAAGACAAGCUGGAUGAAUAAUGUAAAAAAUUGGACAUCCCUUCCCAUGGAUGAAUAACUCUCAGAGGCACACAGCCGACCUGUAUGGAGGAGGAUUUCUGUAUCAUUUCCCCCAAACGGCCAAAUAUGUCAAUUGAUUGAUGACGAUGUUGAUGAUUAAUAUAACAUUAGAGACUGGCUAUCCUCGUCAAACGAAGGAUUCCCUCAGCGGCUCGGGUCGCUAAAAGUUGAUGCUCUAAGUCCCGUACCAUUGUACAAACAUUAUAACGGUUUAUAGGACUCCAUACCUAGGGUAGGAAAUCACAAGGCAGACCCGGAGUCAUUUCAACGUGACCCGAAGUCUUGUAUUGAGGUUUUAUCUAAAUGACCCAGAGUCGUUUUAUAUAACAUAAUAUUUUGAGGUCCAUAUACAAAUAUGAGUCAUAACUUUAGUAUAUACAAUUCGAGGUCAGAGUUUUGUAGCAUUUUGACUAUUAUUGUUUUACUGUUUCUAACUAUUUAUUUUAUUACAAGCAAAUCAUAAAAACAGGUAGUUUAAGGACAAUUAUAUUAUAAUGUAUUGAUUUUCAAUUUAUUGUCCAAGCCAUACUUACGACCGAGGCUGGGUUAACCGACACGUUACAAUUGAGACAUCUUUGAGCCUCUGUUCUGGAUAUGAUCAGUACGCUUAAGAACGCUACCACUUUAGGCAUUAACUCUGAGACCUCACAGUCGCUGGGCGGACACCAUAUCCGCUACGGAACAAUACAAAACCUAACCAGCUUCAAAUUCCUGAGGCUAAAAAACAACCACAAAAUCAUACAGUUUCAUUAAAUGAUUUAACGACUUGGAAUAUGUAAAAAGCUUUUUGUUUCAUCAAGCAUUUAAUACGAUUUAAUUGUUUGGUUGGACAUUGUUUUGAAAAUUAUAAUGUUUUUGUACAAAAUAAUGUCAUGAUAUUUAAUGAUUUUUCUACAAUACACGGUUAUCAAAUAAGCGUUUGCCCGUAAAGUAGGAAGCACAUUUAAUCAUUACGAUAUUAAUACGUAUAUAUAUAUGCUUAAUAAAAGUAUGCUUUGAAUCGGAUUCGGUCCCGUCGCAAUCUCCUACACAAUGAUCGCCCUUUAAGAAUAGAAGUUACAAUACAUGGAGAGGUAUUCGAAUAGGGAAGUAAUUUCUACGAAAGGUUUUCUCUUGAUAAAACAGGAGUGUUCCCCUGUACGGCCUUUACUAAAUAGUUUGUGAGCUGCAUAGGUUUGACAACGGUUAUUUACAUGGCUGAUAUUGCGUAGUGAUGAUUCGUUUAAAAA